Aspergillus wentii DTO 134E9 is the source of this 1100-nucleotide messenger RNA. Its product is annotated as putative tubulin-specific chaperone c. Gene Ontology annotation, cellular component: cytoplasm. The transcript is spliced from 2 exons. NCBI's taxonomy places the organism in Eukaryota, Fungi, Ascomycota, Eurotiomycetes, Eurotiales, Aspergillaceae. The record is from RefSeq and is a predicted model, not a curated record. Gene Ontology annotation, biological process: post-chaperonin tubulin folding pathway; tubulin complex assembly. The annotation marks the transcript as partial.
AUCCCACUCAAGGAACGGUUCUUCCGCUACUUUCAACAUGAGAUCACCGGUAUGGGUUUGAUUAGUUCUUGGGCUCUAUCGGGUACAGUCGAACAUAAGCUGAUGAUCCUGACUGAACAUAGCUCUUCAGGAACAAAUGGACCGUCUUGCCGAUACAGCCUUGGUAGGAGGUGAGAGAGCAGAUGCUACUGACCAUUCCCUGGCCGGGAUCGCACGGUUAUCCAACGAAGUCAAGGAUGCGGCUAGCUACAUCCCAACCUACGACCAGCGGAUAUAUGCGGAAGCCAUCAAAGCGCUCCAGGAUAAGCUGGCUGAAGUUCGGGCAGCGGUCGAGCCACGGUCCAAGUUCACCUUCAAGACGAAGAAAAAUGCUUCAGCUAUCUCACUGUCAGAUGCAGCUGAACUCGCCGCUGAAGGCCGACGUGGUAUUCCGGGGUAUCGUUCACCAGGCACGUCCUCCGUUAGUUCGUCUGCGAAUCAGACUCCCAAUUACCCUUCUACUCCCCUCAACGAGCCCGAUCGGAUACAGCUGUCAAGACCAGAGAUUGCACCGACUUCGAUGCCUGCUAUCGCCAUUGAUGAUACGGAUAGCGAGGUGGAAAAGAAGCAGAAGACUCCGGGUUUCUCAGCGGCUGCUGUCUCUUCCGUGUCAGUGAACAACCAUCACGGGCUUCAUAUCAUGCUUCCGGCUUCGGGCUCUACCUCCACUGUGCCCGCUUCUAUAACAUCUUUACGCCACUGUGUGGUGGAUAUGUCUAUCCCCACUACUGACGGGAAGCCGUACGCGAGCCUCACGGUUAAGGGAGUUAAGGAGAGUUUGUUGGUUUGCGGCCAGGUUGCCGGCCCCGCCCAUAUUACAGGAGUGGAGCACAGCGUCCUUGUGGUUUCUUGUCGUCAAUUCCGUAUGCACAAUUGCUCGGAUGUGGAUGUCUAUCUCAGUUCAUCCAGCAACCCAAUCAUUGAAGAUUGCACGAAUAUACGCUUUGGCCGGAUACCAAGGGCAUAUGUAAGUUGAUAAUUUAGAUCCGACUCGUUCAGUCAUCAAGAUUCUAACUUGAUCACCUAUAGGCAUUGGACCACGACCGCCCAGACCAUGAAGA